This is a messenger RNA of Ilyonectria robusta, 237 nucleotides long. RefSeq lists its product as uncharacterized. The record is from RefSeq and is a predicted model, not a curated record. Bases 1 to 237 code for a protein of 78 amino acids. NCBI's taxonomy places the organism in Eukaryota, Fungi, Ascomycota, Sordariomycetes, Hypocreales, Nectriaceae. The transcript has a single exon.
AUGGCUUCUACAUCCCAAUCCAACUACUACUACGACCCCAGCGCCUACACCUGGGUCCAGCCCACAAUCAUCGAGGACGAUGACCUGACUUUUGACGGCAAGUCCCUGAGCACCUGGUACGAGGAGGAGCGCCGCCACUUGAGCAGUGGCAGCGGCAGCGACGAUGGCGAGGAGCGCCGGGGCCGUGAGCGCGUCCGGAAACACCACUCGAGAUCCAGCAAGUCACACAAGAAAUAA